This is a messenger RNA of Emiliania huxleyi CCMP1516, 720 nucleotides long. RefSeq lists its product as hypothetical. Gene Ontology annotation, cellular component: cytosol. Lineage: Eukaryota; Haptophyta; Isochrysidales; Noelaerhabdaceae. The record is from RefSeq and is a predicted model, not a curated record. Bases 1 to 720 code for a protein of 239 amino acids. The transcript has a single exon. Gene Ontology annotation, molecular function: flavin adenine dinucleotide binding; FMN binding; sulfite reductase (NADPH) activity.
AUGGGCCGCAGCGCCGGUCCGACCCGUGUGCUCGUCGUGAUCGGCUCGGAGUCGGGCACGACCACCGGCAUCAUACGUGGCAUCGUCUCGAAGUGGGAGAAGAAGCUGGACGGGAAAACCAAGAGCUACGUAAUCGAGCAAACCUCGCGGCCGUCGACCGACGUCGCGAGCCUCAUGGAUAAGUGCGAUGUCCUCAUCGUCGCGACCAGCUCCUACGGAGAGGGAGAUCCGCCGGACAACCUUGAGCGCUUCUUCAACGCCCUGCACGCAGCGGCAAAGGGCGUCGACGGCGCGCCACCGACACAGAUUCUGUCCGGGCUGCAGCAUGCCGUCCUCGGCAACGGCUCCUCGGUCUACGACACCUUCCAGAACUGCCCGCGGCUGCUCGACAAGUGGAUCGGUGAGUGCGGCUCGCGGCGGAUGGCCAAGCGCGCCGAGCUCGACGAGACGCACGACUCCAACGACCCGGUCGAGAAACAGGCCGACUACCUUCGCUGGGCCGACGAGAUGUUCGGGCUGCUCCAGGCGCUGCCCUCGCCGGACGAGAAGGAGGUGUGCGCGUGGACCGAGCCGUCUGCGCAGAUCCUGAUGCCGGACGAGCCCGGGCCCUCCGGUCCCCUGGGAACGAUGCUGAUGUGGAUGACGCUCGGGGCGGCGGUCGUCGUCGGCGUUGGCUACCAGCUCUUCUUCCGCGACGCGGCGGCGGCAGGAGAGGCGUGA